Molecule: messenger RNA, 1299 nt
Organism: Olea europaea var. sylvestris
Lineage: Eukaryota; Viridiplantae; Streptophyta; Magnoliopsida; Lamiales; Oleaceae
Exons: 3
Coding region: 1-1299 (432 amino acids)
Molecular function (GO): RNA-DNA hybrid ribonuclease activity; nucleic acid binding
Source: RefSeq, a predicted model, not a curated record
AUGCUGGUCAAAAGCAUCAAGGCCAAGGACCGCUGUCAGCACCUGACCGAAAUGUUUGAUAUACUGAGGAAAUAUGAAAUGAAGUUGAACCCGAGGAAAUGUGCUUUCGGGGUCAGUUCUGGAAGAUUCCUAGGUUACAUUGUAAACAACCGAAAAAUCGAGGCAAAUCCUGAAAAAAUACAAACUCUCAUCCAAAUGAAGCCUCCAACCAAACCCAGAGAGGUACAAAGUUUAAUCGGAAGGGUAUCCGCCCUCAGUCGGUUCGUCUCCAAGUCUACGGACCACUGCAAACCCUUCUUCGACACGUUACGAGGAGGAAAGAAGUUCGAAUGGACCAAAGAAUUCCAUGACACCUUUAACGAGUUAAAGAGACAAUUAGCCCGGUCUCUAUUGCUUUCAAAACCUAAGGCAGGCGAGACCCUAAAACUAUAUUUAUCUAUUUCAGAGCAUGCCAUUAGUGUCGUUCUAACCCAAGAAGAAAAUGGCAUUCAACACCCGGUUUAUUACGUAAGCAAAGCUCUUCACGAAGCUGAGCUCAGAUAUUCGCUUGUAGAGAAAUUGGCAUUCACCCUACUGACGGUAGGGCAAAAACUGAGGCCAUAUUUCUUGGAACACCCCAUUGAGGUCCUUACCAACUCUUCAUUGAGGCAAACGCUGCAAAGGCCCGACACCUCUGGCCAAGCACUCAUCGACUUUGUCUCUGAGUUCUACAACGUCCUAAUUGGGGAACAACAGAAUGAAACCCCUUGGAAACUUUAUGUCGACGGUUCAUCUACCGGAGAACGAUCUGGAGCCGGCGUCGUAUUAAUCAUCCCUGAUCAUCGUAUAUUCUAUAAAGCAUUGUCAUUUAACUUUAAAGCCUCAAAUAAUGAGGCUGAGUAUGAAGCUCUCAUUGCCGGAGCAAGGAUGGUCUCAGGGUUAGGGAUCUCCGACCUGAUCCUACACAGCGACUCCCAACUAGUCGUGAAUCAGGUCAACGGUGUAUAUAUGGCGAAAGAAGACAGGAUGGAAUUACCUACGAAGGCUAGAAAGCUCCGAAUAAGGUCGGUCAGGUAUACACUCAUUGAUAAUAUACAAUACAAAUGGGGAUAUUCUACACCCUUGUUAAGGUACUUGAACGAAGGAGAAGCUCAGCACGCCCUGCAGGACAUUCACGAAGGAAUAUGUGAAAACCAUUCCGGUAGACUCUCACUAGUCCACAAGAUCAUACAACAAGGAUACUUUUGGCCUGCAAUAAGACGUGAUUUCCUUGAAUUUGUCAAAAGAUGUGACAAGUGCCAGCGCUCGUCCCCAUCGUAA